GCAAAGCCCUGUACAUUCCCGCAAACUUUAUUUGAAUCGACAAACAUGAAGCAGGCCAGUUUGUCGUCGUUCUUCGUCCCGCAGUCUUCUGGAGGGCCGUCGUCGAAGAGGACUGAUCCGCCGGGCGAGGUGGAGGAUGACGAGCCGGUGUCUAAGAAGCUCCGGUUUGAGGAGCAUUCAUCCCAGGAUGUGACGCAUACAUCCGUGGACGUGCCCUCUGAGGAUACUUCCAAGUUCUUCAGCACGCCUAGUCGUCCUGCUAAGUCUACUCCUGCUCCUACUCCCGCUCGUACGUCCAUCUCGACGCGUACUGAACGGUUCAGGUAUGAUCCUACGUCGUCAGCACCCACAGAGACGUCAUCGGACGGUCCAAGUUUAUCACAAGAACAGCAAAGAGCAAAGGAUGCACGGCGUGAACAGUUCCAAGCGCGAUUCAUGGACCCAAACUCCAUUGCGGACAUCAAGCGUCGACGAGAAAACUCGGUCGUAACGCCCGUCAACGACGCGUCUGCAGUUGCCGGUGACGACGAAGAACCCUCUACAGAACCACAAAGCGACCUCGCCAAACGCUUCUCCGCCCCCUCGUCCACCCCAACCGCCGCCCUCGCCUCCGGCGUCCCAAAAGCACCUCCAGGUGCGAAACUAACCCCGCUCGAACGCCAAUUCCUCGCACUCAAAACCACCCACCCAACGACCCUCCUCGCAAUCCAAGUUGGCUACAAAUACCGCUUCUUCCACACCGAUGCCCUUCUCGCCUCCCAACACCUCCACAUCGCAUCCUUCCCCGACCACAAUUUCAUCACUGCCUCCAUUCCCGUUCAUCGAAUCAAUAUCCAUGUUAAGAAAUUAGUGGAGGCGGGGUUGAGGGUGGGUGUUGUGGAGCAGGUUGAGACGGCGGCGUUGAAGGCUGCGAGUGGGAAGAGUGGGGUAUUUGAGAGAAAGUUGACGGGGAUCCACACGAAGGGGACGUAUGUUGGCGAUAUAUCCAAUGAUGUUCCUAGCCCUUCUGGGGCGGGAGCUGGGACGGGGUAUAUUAUGGGACUGGUCGAAGAUGUUGUGAGAGAGGGAACGGAUGAUGUGAAGAUCGGCAUCAUCGCGGUACAACCCUCAACCGGGGACAUCAUCUACGACGAAUUUGAGGAUGGUGUCUUGCGGAGUGAAUUCGAAACGCGUCUCUUGCAUUUAAGCCCAUGCGAGGUCAUUAUCGUUGGACAAGUCAGCCGUGUUACCGAAAGAGUGUUGUCCCAUCUUUCCACAGGAAUAGGGGAAGGCGUCAGGAUGGAAAGAGUUGAGAAGAAGCAAGAGUUCGACGACGCAUUCACCGCCGUCUCCAAGUUCUACGCCGAUAAAGUCCAAAAAGGCGGUGACAACACCCUUCUCGAUGAAGUUCUGAAGUUUCCAAAGGGUGUGGUGGUAUGCCUCAGCGCAAUGAUCACCUACCUCACCGAAUUCGGCAUCGAGCACGUCUUUGACCUAACAAAAUACUUCUCCCCCUUCUCCUCGCGCUCGAAGAUGUUACUCACGGGCAACACGCUUACAUCACUCGAAAUCUUCCGGAACGCGACGGACGGCGGUGAGCGAGGAAGUUUAUUCUGGGUGCUAGAUCGAACGCGGACCAAGUUCGGACGUAGAAUGUUGAGGAAGUGGGUUGGACGCCCUCUCGUUCGGCAUGAAGAACUUGAGGGGCGGAUUGAGGCUGUGGAAGAGAUCUUGAAUGCGGACAGUGACACGAAACGCAAGGUUGAAGCGCUGGAAAAGGUGUUGGACCGACUUCCAGACCUGGAGAAGGGACUGUGUCGAAUUCACUACGGAAAAUGUACGAGACCCGAAUUGGUUCUCAUCCUCAACGCACUCUACAAGAUCUCCAUCGCCUUCGAAUCCGUGGCCGAUCCCGCCUCCAUCGGGUUCAAGAGCGCGCUUCUCAAUAACUCUAUCGCAGCCCUCCCGACCAUUGCUGAAGAUGUCGGUAAGUUUUUAGGGAUGUUCAACCAAGCCGAGGCUGCGAAGGAUAACAAGUAUGAUAUGUUUGGUGAUGAUGUCGCUGAGGAAAUUGGGGAACAUAAGAUGGGGAUCGCGAUGGUUGAGUCAGAGUUGGGGGAGCAUUUGAAGGAGAUCCAGACGAUGUUGAGGAGGAAGGUUGAGUAUGUUACUGUUGCUGGCGUCGAGUACCUCAUCGAGCUACGAAACUCCGAAGCGAACAAGGUACCGAAGAAUUGGGUCAAGAUCUCGGGUACGAAGGCAAUGAGUAGGUUCCACUCUCCACGCAUUCUGGCUCUUUUGAAGGAGCGCGAGCAGAGGAAGGAGAGUCUUGCGAUCGAGUGCGAUAAAGCCUACGCCGACUUUCUGGGAAAGAUCGCGGAGAAAUUCGAGGUGUUCCGCGAUGUGGUCACUAAACUCGCCGUCGUGGAUUGCUUGUUGAGUUUGAGUAUCGUGGCAUCACAGCCUGGAUAUUGCAGGCCCACAUUCGUCGAAGGUACGAAGAUCGAGAUCAACGGCGGGAGACAUCCCAUGGUGGAGCAGAUCUUGGCUGAUCCGUUCGUGCCGAAUGAUGUGGAGUUGGACAAGGACGGGUUACGCACCGUUGUGUUGACGGGUCCAAAUAUGGGUGGUAAGAGUUCGUAUAUUCGGAUGGUCGCGCUCGUUUCCAUCAUGGGUCAAAUCGGGUCCUACGUCCCUGCCGAAUCGGCAACACUGGGUAUUUUGGACGCGGUAUUCACGAGGAUGGGUGCAUUCGACAACAUCAUGUCGGGCGAAUCUACAUUCAUGGUCGAGUUGUCCGAAACGUCUGAUAUCAUGCGUCAAUCCACACCCCGUUCCCUCGUCAUCCUCGACGAACUAGGACGUGGUACGAGUUCAAUGGAUGGAAUGGCAAUCGCCUGGGCCGUCCUCGAAUGGUUCCUCGAACGAGGUGGCCUUGUCCUCUUCGUAACACACUACCCAAUCCUCGCCGAACUCGCCCAAAAAUACCCCCAACUCUGCAAAAACGCACACAUGGGCUUCAUGGAACACACCUCCUCCGACGGCUCCCCCGAAAUCACAUUCCUCUACAAAUUGACGGAGGGGGUGGCGAAUCGGUCUUACGGGCUUAAUGUUGCCAGGUUGGCGAAUUUGCCGGGGAGGGUGUUGGAGAUGGCGAGGAGGGCGAUUGGUGAUCCGGGGAGUGUUAGUAUUGAGGAUUUGGAGGCACUUGCGGGCAAUAUUGAUUGGGCAUAGUUGUGGGCAUCUAUAGAUUGGGAUUAAUGGAGUUCUGGGGAGGUUUAGCGGGGAGAGUUUAGGCAGACGGGAAAUCAUGCCUCCGUCUCGCCCGUUAUUUCGGUCACACUUCGGUCUCGCCUACACGCGCUCAUACGCUGCCACCUGCCCAACCGGCGCCAUCUCCGGCCCAAGACAAGUGUUUCUGCGCUACAAGUAAGUGGCAACCUUAAUUACUCCGCAACCAGAUCAGA
Saitoella complicata NRRL Y-17804 is the source of this 3446-nucleotide messenger RNA. RefSeq lists its product as uncharacterized. The transcript has 2 exons. Gene Ontology annotation, molecular function: mismatched DNA binding; ATP binding; ATP-dependent DNA damage sensor activity. Lineage: Eukaryota; Fungi; Ascomycota; Saitoellomycetes; Saitoellales; Saitoellaceae. Gene Ontology annotation, cellular component: nucleus. Gene Ontology annotation, biological process: mitotic recombination; mismatch repair. The record is from RefSeq and is a predicted model, not a curated record. Bases 46 to 3213 code for a protein of 1055 amino acids.